Molecule: messenger RNA, 507 nt
Organism: Marasmius oreades (fairy-ring Marasmius)
Lineage: Eukaryota; Fungi; Basidiomycota; Agaricomycetes; Agaricales; Marasmiaceae
Exons: 2
Coding region: 1-507 (168 amino acids)
Source: RefSeq, a predicted model, not a curated record
AUGACACUGCGAGAGCGUAACGCUGUCUCGCCCAUUCAGUUCAAUGAUCCCUCCAAAUUGAACUUUCGUGCCGUAUUCAAUAGCCCCUCGACCGGUGCCAUUGCAGGUGCCGCAGUGGGCGGCGUACUUGUCAUGCUUGUGAUCGCCACCUUUGUCUUUUGCCUUUUGAAGCGAAGGUACAAAAAAAUCAAACAUAACAUUGAAGCAACCCCGUAUUUGGAUACAACACCAUCUUCCGGUUCCGACACACCUUACAUGGACAUCAGGGAACGAAAGAUGCAGAUGCUUGGACAAAGGGAACAGCUUGAACGUGAGUUAGAGGUGUAUGAGCAAGCAUCCCAAGAGUCGAACUCAAGGGCUGGGGACGUUCUCGAUGGUAUUAACGGAGCAAAUCAGGAAGAAGACGUUGUUCAAGUAUUACGUCGUCAAAUGGAAGUUUUAACACAGAGAAUAGCGACUUUGGAGGCAGGAGCGGCACCGCCUGAUUACAGCUCUCGUACGAGCUAA